AUGGGUCAAAAUCAGCAAGCACAGAUGCCAGCGGAGGAGCUGGAGCUGAGCAGCAUCCAUGACCUCUACAAGUUCUUCAUCAUGGAGUGCCCGAGUGGAUCUUUGUACCUGCACGAGUUCAAGAGGAUGUUCGGGGUACAGCCCGGUACACCGGAGGCGCAGUACAUGGACAACAUCUUCCGAGCGUUCGACAUGAACCAUGACAACACAAUGGAUUUCAUAGAGUAUGUGGCCGCACUCAACCUCGUUCUACGUGGAAAACUUGAAGACAAGCUGAGGUGGUCCUUCAAGGUGUUUGACGGCGAUGACAACGGCCGUCUAGACAGGAGAGAGCUACGAAAGAUUGUAACGAUAAUCUACAAGAUCAAGAAAGGAUCUGUUACUGAUGAGGAAGGAACACAGAACCUCACUCCUGACCAGGUGUGCACUCGCAUCUUCAAAGAAGUUGACGUCAACAACGACGGUCAGAUUACUCUGGAGGAGUUCCUCGAGGGGGCACAGAGGAGUCCAUGGCUGCAGAGCUUUCUUCAGCUCGAUGUCAAUCCCAGCGGAUGGAUACAGAAUGUGCAAACGAUAAUGUGCUGUUAUAUGAUGUGA
Molecule: messenger RNA, 597 nt
Organism: Stegastes partitus (bicolor damselfish)
Lineage: Eukaryota; Metazoa; Chordata; Actinopteri; Pomacentridae
Product: guanylyl cyclase-activating protein 2-like
Exons: 5
Coding region: 1-597 (198 amino acids)
Biological process (GO): visual perception
Cellular component (GO): cone photoreceptor outer segment; photoreceptor inner segment
Molecular function (GO): calcium sensitive guanylate cyclase activator activity; calcium ion binding
Source: RefSeq, a predicted model, not a curated record